Cydia pomonella (codling moth) is the source of this 1957-nucleotide messenger RNA. It is a transcript of the gene ATPsyngamma, whose product is annotated as ATP synthase subunit gamma, mitochondrial. Gene Ontology annotation, biological process: proton motive force-driven ATP synthesis. Lineage: Eukaryota; Metazoa; Arthropoda; Insecta; Lepidoptera; Tortricidae. The transcript is spliced from 8 exons. Bases 171 to 1058 code for a protein of 295 amino acids. The record is from RefSeq and is a predicted model, not a curated record. Gene Ontology annotation, molecular function: proton-transporting ATP synthase activity, rotational mechanism.
UAGUGGUCAAAAAAUAUUUAAACAUUUAUUUCACCCUGAGGAUAUUCUUGAUUACGUUCCGUAAACCAUGAGUUUUUUUUUCUGUGGCUAUCCACGAACGACGUUUCCAACCAGCGACAUUAUCGUCGGCUGGUGUACUUGACCAAAAAAACCAAUAAAAAGCCGUGAAAAUGUUGGGACGUAUCGCGCCUGGUGUCGCCCAGGUGACGGCGGUGGUCAGUCACCAGCAGAACAGGAAUAUGGCCACUCUAAAGGCCAUUUCCCUCCGUCUGAAGUCCGUAAAGAACAUUCAGAAGAUCACCCAAUCCAUGAAGAUGGUGUCCGCUGCCAAGUACACCCGUGCUGAGCGUGACUUGAAGGCUGCGCGCCCGUACGGAGAGGGUGCUGCCCAGUUCUAUGACAGAGCUGAGGUCCAGGCACCUGAAGAUGAGCCUAAGCAGCUCUACAUUGCCAUGACCUCCGACAGAGGUCUGUGCGGCGCCGUCCACACCGGCGUCUCCAAGGUCAUCCGUCUCCGCCUGGCCGAGCCCGGCGCCGAGAACAUCAAGGUCAUCUGUGUUGGCGACAAGUCCCGCGCUAUUCUGUCGCGUCUUUACGGCAAGCACAUCAUCUCCGUGUGCAACGAGAUCGGUCGCCUCCCCCCCACCUUCCUGGACGCCGCUAAGCUCGCCUCCGGCAUCCUCACCUCCGGCUACGAGUUCGGCUCCGGCAAGAUCAUCUACAACAAGUUCCGCUCCGUCGUGUCCUACGCGCAGGCUGACCUGCCCCUGUUCAGCAGGAAGGCUGUCGAGGCGGCCCCGAAGCUGGCGGUGUACGACUCGCUGGACUCGGAGGUGCUGCAGUCCUACAUGGAGUUCUCGAUCGCCUCCAUGCUCUUCUACGCUCUCAAGGAGGGCGCGUGCUCGGAGCAGUCGUCGCGCAUGACGGCCAUGGACAACGCGUCGAAGAACGCGGGCGAGAUGAUCGACAAGCUCACGCUCACCUUCAACCGCACGCGCCAGGCCGUCAUCACGCGCGAGCUCAUCGAGAUCAUCUCCGGCGCCGCCGCGCUCGAGUAGCGCUCCUGCUGCGGCCGCGGAUCCGGUCCGGACCGGCUCGGGACUUGCGGGGCGUCCGUACAUUCGAGACUUGCCUGUUUAUUAUUCGUAAAUAAAAAAAUCAAAUCAAAAAUCAAAUUGCUUUGUCGAAAUUGCUCUAAUACAGCUUAAUAAUUAGAUAUUGUAAGUAUUCAAAGUGUUAGGGUCUGCCAUCUUGUGGCCUGAAUCGGUACCGUAAACAUGUACAUUUACCCGUCACGUGUUUUCUAGUGCAUAGUAGGUGCUGCCAUCUUGUGGGCUACAUGGGAACAAUAAACAUCACAUUUACGCCUCGCGCCAAAAAUCUGUACGGCUCCUGUGCUGCCUCCUACAGUUCAUGCACGCUCCCUAUUAGAGUGACUUUCGACCGGAGAUGUGCUAUGCUUUAAAUAUAGCAUAGCUCAGCAUAGCACUCUGGUCGAAAGGCAACCUUACGUUUCACGCCCCGCCAUAGUAAUUGAACAGUCAUGAAAGCAAAUAAGCCUGUAGAUAAAAUAUCUUUCUGUAAAAAAUAUGAUAUAUAUCCCCUUGGUAUGGUUUAUCGCCAAGUAGUAUCUUUCUAGCACUAUUUGUGCAAAAAAGAAAUGCUUUUAACUAGGGGUUCAACAGUCUAAAAAAAGCUUGAAAUUCGUUGUCAGAGUAAUCAUUGUUUUAUUUAUAUUAUACUGCCGUUUAUGUAAUCAAUAGAAAAAUGUACCAUAUUCCUGACAUUAUCGAACGGUGUUCACAUUUAUUUGUAAAAAACACGCAUUUAUAUACAUUACUGGCUUAAACACCUUUUUAUAAAUAUAUUUGGACACGGUUAGAUGAGGUCCAAUGUCGAUCAUGGUUGGAACUCAACGGUGAAAGUGGUGGUUUAAAUAAAGUAUCAUUUAGAUUUA